AUGGGAAAAGACUACUACAAUAUCCUCGGCGUCUCCAAGGAUGCCGACGACGACCAGAUCAAGAAAGCUUACCGCAAGCUCGCCCUCAAAUACCACCCUGACAAGAACUCGGCCCCUGAAGCUGAAAAAAUGUUCCACGACAUCUCUGAAGCCUACGAGGUUCUCUCUGACAAGAACAAGCGGGCUGUGUUUGAUCAGUAUGGCGAAGAAGGACUCAAGGGCGGUGGAGGGGCUGGCCCACCACCAGGUGCUGGUGCUGGUCCCGGAGGAUUCCCUGGCGGGUUUAAGGGAUUCCCUGGUGGUGGUGGUGGAACGACCUUCUCGUUUUCGAGCACUGGAGGUGGACCUGGUAUGGGCGGUAUGGGCGGUAUGGGCGGUGGUGGGUUCCGUCCUUCGAAUGCGGAUGAUAUCUUCAAGUCGUUCUUUGCUUCCUUUGGAGGCAACAGUCCGUUCGGUGAUGAUAUGGGAGGUAUGGGGGGUGGUAUGGGAGGUAUGGGGGGUGGUAUGGGAGGUAUGGGAGGUGGUAUGGGAGGUAUGCCUGGAGGUAUGGGCGGUAUGGGCGGCAUGCCUGGCACACGCACUCGCACGACACAUACUUCUUCACAGCAGCAACAGCAGCCAGGCGGACCACCACCACCAUCAUCAUCAGCUGAGAAACCACCAGCACUUGUCCGCGCUUUGGGCGUCACGCUAGAGGAGCUCUCCAAGGGCGUGACCAAGCGUCUCAAGGUCAUCCGCAAGGUUCGCGACGGCUCUGGUCGGACGAGCGAUAAGAUCCUCACCAUCGAUGUCAAGCCGGGCUGGAAGGCUGGUACCAAGAUCCGGUUCCCUGGUGAAGGAGACGAGCUCGCCAACGGCGCACUUCAAGAUAUCGAGUUCGUCCUGGAGGAGAAGCCCCAUGAUACGUUCACACGGCGCGGAGACGAUCUGAUUGUCGAUCUGGAGUUGACGCUCCUCGAGGCAUUGUCGGGCUUCUCCAAAUCAGUCAAGACCCUCGACGGCAAGACAUUGCCCGUCUCUGCGAGCAGCUCUAGAGUCAUCCAACCCGGUCAGGAAGAACGGUUCCCUGGCGAGGGAAUGCCCAUCUCCAAGAAACCUGGCCAGAAGGGUGACCUUCUUGUUCGUUAUGUCGUCAAGUUCCCUACUCAGCUUACCCCUGCCCAGAAGGAAGGACUCAAGAAGAUUCUCGCAUAA
Messenger RNA from Linnemannia hyalina, 1194 nucleotides. The record is from the annotation of a GenBank genome assembly. Lineage: Eukaryota; Fungi; Mortierellomycota; Mortierellomycetes; Mortierellales; Mortierellaceae.